Hirundo rustica (Barn swallow) is the source of this 2077-nucleotide messenger RNA. RefSeq names its product phosphatidylglycerophosphate synthase 1 (gene PGS1). The record is from RefSeq and is a predicted model, not a curated record. Gene Ontology annotation, molecular function: CDP-diacylglycerol-glycerol-3-phosphate 3-phosphatidyltransferase activity. NCBI's taxonomy places the organism in Eukaryota, Metazoa, Chordata, Aves, Passeriformes, Hirundinidae. Bases 2 to 1672 code for a protein of 556 amino acids. Gene Ontology annotation, biological process: cardiolipin biosynthetic process. Gene Ontology annotation, cellular component: mitochondrion. The transcript is spliced from 10 exons.
GAUGGCGGCGGGCGGCGCGGCGCUGUGGCGGCGGCUCUCGGCCUGGCUGCCGCGGGGCCGCCUCGGCCUGGCCGCGCUGCUCGGCCGCCUCUCCGACCGCCUCUCCCGCGGUCGCGACCGCCGCGCCCGCAGAUCAUCAUGGCUCCUUCUAGCCCCACUGCUCACCCCUCCUGUUCCAGUGAUCACAGCCCCACCGUGUUCCCUCUGUCCAGAAGGAGCACACAGGUUCCAGUGGAUCAGGAAUUUGGUCCCAGAGUUUGGGAUCUCCAGCUCGCAUGUCAAGGUGCUUUCAUCCCCGGCGGAAUUCUAUGAACUCCUGAAGGCGCAGAUAAAAGCAGCCAAGCAGCGGGUGGUGAUGGCCUCACUGUACCUGGGAACAGGACUCCUCGAGCAGGAGCUGGUCAACUGCUUAGAAGAAACACUGGAGAAAUCACUGCAAGCAGAAGGCUCACCUGACUUCAGAGUUUCCAUUCUCCUCGACUACACCAGGGGUUCCCGGGGCAGGAAGAAUUCCCGAACAAUGCUGAUCCCAUUGCUGCAGCGGUUUCCCGAGCAAGUCCGCGUGUCCCUCUUCCACACUCCAAAUCUGCGUGGACUUCUCCGGCUCCUGAUUCCAGAGCGUUUCAAUGAGACCAUUGGGCUGCAGCACAUCAAGGUCUAUCUCUUUGAUGACAACGUGAUCCUGAGCGGAGCGAACCUGAGUGAUCUGUACUUCACCAAUCGUCAGGACCGCUAUGUCUUGCUGCGGGACACCCCUGAGAUCGCAGACUUCUUCACGGAGCUUGUGGACGCAAUUGGAGACGUGUCCCUGCAGUUACAGCAGGAUGAUACAGUCAAGAUGAUGGAGGGAAUGGUACACCCUUACCAAGGAGACAAAGUGGCUUACUGCGAGAUUGCCAACCGGAGGGUCAUGGAGGUCAUCAACUCUGCCCGGACGUUGCAAGAGCUCCUUCAUGCAAAGACUUUCCACAGCAGCCAGCCAGGCAGCUCCCUCCUAUCCCAGCAAGGCUCUCAAGCAUCUGGGAGUCUGAAACCAGAACCCGACACCUGGAUCUAUCCCUUAAUCCAAAUGAAACCUUUUGGGAUUCAAAUAGACGAGAUGGUCACAGAAACACUGCUGACGGAGGCUGAGCGGGAUGCCAGGAUAUACCUCACCACUGGCUACUUCAACUUGACACAGGCCUAUAUGGACCUCAUCCUGGGGACAAGGGCUGAGUACCGGAUCCUCCUGGCCUCCCCAGAGGUCAAUGGGUUUUUUGGUGCCAAAGGGGUGGCAGGUGCCAUUCCUGCUGCCUACGUUUACAUUGAACAUCAGUUUUUCAGUGAGGUCUGCUACCGGCAGCAGCAGGAGAGGGUGCAGCUACAGGAGUACUCCCGCGCCGGGUGGACGUUCCAUGCCAAAGGCCUCUGGCUGUACCUGGCAGGGAGCGACCUGCCCUGCCUGACCCUGAUUGGCUCUCCUAAUUUCGGCUAUCGAUCAGUGCAUCGCGACUUGGAAGCUCAGGUUGCGAUAGUGACAGAAAAUAAAGCCUUGCAGCAGCAGCUCCAUCAGGAGCAAGAGCAGCUUUACCUCUGCUCAGGUGUUGUCUCAACAUCAACGUUUGAGCAGCCAAAUCGUUAUGUGAAACUGUGGGUGAAGCUGGUGACACCUCUGAUCAAGAAUUUCUUCUGAAAGAAGUUGCUGCUUUGGGUUGAAGGUCCAGACGUAGGUGGGCCCUCGCGUCCGUGUCUUGUAGACGGGACAUUCGUAGACGUUGGUGGUGUCCAUGCGGUCCACGGGGAUGGCUCUGAGCAGGAUCACUGGCAUCACGGGCGUCAGCUCCUUCAUCCGCGCGUCGGCGAUCGAGCCCGACUGGACGUCCCAGCGCGCACCUGCAGCGCGACAGCGCCGUCAGGGGACCCUGACCCCUCCCGGGGCUUUCUUCUGAACUACUCACGGGUGGGAGCUCCAAGGUUAAGGCGGGGUAGAGCGGCUCAAUGGUGGUUAGGUCUGACAUGUUCUCAUCUCACUGUGACCCAGGACUGCAUUUGCCUUACUGUGUGUGGGAUGUCUGAAUAAAUUCUGUCCCCACCCCUC